Molecule: messenger RNA, 2130 nt
Organism: Lolium perenne
Lineage: Eukaryota; Viridiplantae; Streptophyta; Magnoliopsida; Poales; Poaceae
Product: rhamnogalacturonan I rhamnosyltransferase 4
Cellular component (GO): cytoplasm
Source: RefSeq, a predicted model, not a curated record
ACGAACGCUCGCCCAUUCACAACACCACCACCACUAGUUUAGUGGCGAGCCCGGUAAAGCUUAGGAGUCGGAAGCCUCUAUGGCCAAGCACAAGGCCUCGCUUCCGGUGAUCCGCCGCCGCGUCGGCGGCGCCGGACUGUUGCGGUGGGCGGUGCGAGUCGCCUCGAGCAUACUGCUGUGGACGGCGCUCCUCCAGCUCUCCACCUUCUUCGGCCUUCCCCGCUUGCCGCUCCGCGCCGCCCGGCCUUCCUGCCCAGGGAACCGCAACGCCUCUACCACCGCCUCCGCCGUCGCCUCCGACGAGGUCCUGGGCCUUGCGCCCCCAACUCCGCCUACCAGGAGACUUUACAGAAGUAACGGCUAUCUUCUUAUUUCAUGCAAUGGCGGUCUGAAUCAAAUGCGAGCUGCGAUAUGUGACAUGGUAACCGUGGCACGCUAUUUGAAUCUGACCAUGGUGGUACCUGAACUCGAUAAGCAAUCCUUCUGGGCUGAUCCUAGUGAUUUUGGGGAUAUAUUUGAUGUGGAUCAUUUCAUCUAUUCUCUAAGAGAUGAGGUAAAGAUUAUCAGAGAACUCCCACGUAAAUUCAAUGGGAAAGUUCCACUAUCAAUGCAACCAGUCAGCUGGUCUAGUGAGAAAUACUACUUGAGACAGAUCCUGCCUCUUGUACGAAAGCACAAGGUUAUACGUUUUAGCCGGACAGAUUCUCGCCUUGCGAACAAUGGCCUUCCUUUAAGGCUCCAAAAGCUUCGCUGCCGUGUGAACUACAAUGCGCUAAGAUUUACACCAUCCAUUGAGGCCCUAGGCAACAAGAUGAUAUCAAGUCUCAGGAAGACUGGAUCGUUUGUUGUGCUUCAUCUGAGAUAUGAGAUGGAUAUGCUUGCCUUCUCUGGUUGUACACAUGGAUGUUCUAAUCAAGAAACAGCAGAGCUCACGAGAAUGAGGUAUGCAUAUCCCUGGUGGAAAGAAAAGGAAAUAGACUCUGAGAAGAAAAGGCUAGAGGGAUUGUGCCCGCUUACACCUGGAGAAACAACAUUAGUGCUCAAAGCUCUUGGUUUCCCCAGGGACACUCGGAUUUAUAUUGCGUCAGGUGAAAUCUAUGGUGGUGAAAAAAGAUUAGCUGCAUUGAAGACAGAGUUCCCUAACAUUGUGCGUAAGGAGAUGCUUUUAUCUGAUGAUGAGCUACGGCUCUUCAAAAAACACUCAACUCAAAUGGCAGCCCUGGACUAUCUUGUUUCUGUUGCAAGUGAUGUUUUUAUUCCAAGUAAUGAUGGAAACAUGGCUAAAGUUGUAGAAGGACACCGCAGGUUUAUGGGCUUCCACAGAACUAUACAGCUUGAUAGGAAGAAGCUUGUUGAGCUUAUAGAUCUUUUUGAAGACCAGGAACUGUCAUGGGAUGAAUUCUGCAUUGCUGUUAAGGAGAUACACGAGGGCCGAAUGAGCCAACCCACCAGAAGAAAAGUUAUUGCUGGGCAGCCAAAGGAAGAAGACUACUUCUAUGCAAAUCCUUAUGAAUGUCUUGGGCCUGCUACAAAGAGAAGGGAAAAGCUAAAACAUACUGAGACAUGAACACUACACUUAGUGCCUGACUGGUACAGAAGGCUGGUGUGGAAGUGGUAAAAAGUAGUUUGACAAUUUCAUUUAGACACCGUCCUAAUAACCUGAUUAGUUGACUUCAGUAGUGACAUAACAAGCUUCAGCACGUGCUCAUAUUUUUGCCGAGCCUCAUCCUCAUGAAGCGCAACUAUGUGAAUAAGUUGUAACACUACCAUGCCUGUGCAAGCUGAUAGCUCAGCUAUGAAGCAUCAUUCUUCUGGAUUGGAUGAUCAAUAUGGGAGGUGGAGUAGCUUAUUACCACCCAGAGACUUGGUGGACAUCAUUGGUUUCUGUGCUCAGAGUUUGUUGAUUCCAUAUUCAUUUCUCCCUAUUUUUGGCUGAUGGCACAGCCUUGAUGGAGCUGGAAGCGCUACAUAUGAGCUGUACAUGUAGACCUGACCAUUCUUGAGUCGCUGCCAGCUACUAUGUUGUAAUGUUAGGUUGAUGCAUCUGCUCCUGUGUAAAAAGUGUUGUUGCAUUUGAUUUUGAUGUACAUAAACCUUGCUUCAAAGUAAUGGAAAUGCAUUGUAUGCAAA